AUGAAUUGUUCGCGUGAAAUAUACGUGAUCCACACUUACAUACUGUCUGUAUUCAUACCAGAGAAGCAAACAAAGAGGAAAAUGGAGUUGAGGAUUGCAAAAGCUGAUCGUAAUGACUACUUAAGCAGAAUUCGCCUUUUUAAUCCUCAGUUUGGAAGCAUGACAUUAAAAAGAACUGUUCAAAAUAAGUUGAAUUUCCUAUUGGUUGGAGAUUGA
Messenger RNA from Necator americanus (New World hookworm), 216 nucleotides. RefSeq lists its product as uncharacterized. Lineage: Eukaryota; Metazoa; Nematoda; Chromadorea; Rhabditida; Ancylostomatidae. The record is from RefSeq and is a predicted model, not a curated record. Bases 1 to 216 code for a protein of 71 amino acids. The transcript is spliced from 2 exons.